GUGUUUGUCCAUUCGCCCAUCCUUCAACCAUAAUUACAAUUAUGUCCAUGGAAGGCCGGAGUAACGGCAGCAGCCCCGGCGAUGCGGCGGCCGGGCCGGCGGCUGUCCGCUCCCGGUGGACCCCGAAACCGGAACAGAUCCUCAUCCUGGAGUCCAUCUUCAACAGCGGGACGGUGAACCCGCCCAAAAACGAGACCGUCCGCAUCCGCAAGCUGCUCGAGAAGUUCGGCGCCGUCAGCGACGCCAACGUCUUCUACUGGUUCCAGAACCGCCGCUCCCGCUCCCGCCGCCGCCAGCGGGAGCUGCAGGCCGCCUCAGCCCUCGCCUCAUCCUCACCGCCUUACUCCUCCUCCACUGCACGUUCCUCUUCCGCCUCGCCGUCCUCCUCCUCCUCCUCCUCCUGGCCGGCAGCCGACGAGGACCUCUUGUCGAUCUCUCACCGGAUGGGAGGGUUCAUGGAAGGCAAUUAUUCCAUCUUCAACUACACGAAGCAACCCGAUCAGUAUAGCCCAAUUAAAGAAUCGAUCGACAACACGAUCACGGUGUUCAUCAACGGGAUGCGAUGGGAAGCGCCGAGAGGGCCUUUAGACAUGAGAGCCAUGUUCGGCCAAAGCGCGGUGCUGGUGCAUUCCUCUGGACAGCUGCUGCCUGUCGAUGAACAUGGAAUUCUGCUGCAGAGCCUGCAGAUGGGCGAGAGCUACUUCCUGCUUGUGCACCCGGAGGCUGGAGCAUGUGUCUAGGCGCAGAAGGGAUAAUAGAUUUGUACAUUAAUUUGUUCUCCAAAUUGUCUUCUUACGCUUGUUUUUGAUGGAGCGGUACGUACUGAUCUAUUGCUAAACAUUAAAAUCCACAUCAAUUUUCUUAUUACUAUAUCUAAAAUUUAAAAUAAAUCAUUCACUUUAUUAAAUUUAGACAAUCAUUUUUUACUACACACUACAUCAACUACUCUAAAAUUUCCAUCAUCCUUAAUUUUUUAUUAUAUUAUUUUAAUUUUAGGAUAAUGAUUUCAUUCCCUAAAUUUAGAGAGUCACUAUUCAUCAAAUCUAAAUUUAGGAAAUGAAUAGGAUAGCUGAUGUAAAGAUUUUUAACUAUCCAAUCCAAAAUUUAAGGUAACAUUUUUGGAUAUAGUAGCUGAUAUGGGUACUCUUAGUGAUAUGAUCCGGAGGAAUGGGCAGUGGCGGAUCUAGGGGGAGCGGGGGUGUGCUUGAGCACCCCCUUGCUCCCGGAAAAUUCCAUCAGUAUGCUGUAGUCCGAGGGGCAACGAAAAGGAAGACAAGCUCCAGUUCUCUUCUUUGAGCACCCUCUUCUUUUUUUGUCUGGAUCCAUCAUUGGGAAUGGGUUAACUCCAGCUGGAUUAUUAUAUUUUUCGGUUGACUUAGACCACGUCAGUUGCUACUGGAUCUAUCUUCUUUAGUCGCGGAUCGGGUGCACUUGCAGGGUGGAGAUGGGGAGAGCAUAUCCUCUGGUUCACAAAUUAAGGAUCAGGGAAUGAUCCACUACAUGAUGACCCUUGAUUUAGAUGGAUCCCACUUAUUUAAAGAUGAGGUCCAUCCAAAUCAAGGGUCCUCAUCAGUGGACCAUCCCCUAAUCCGUAAUUUGUGGACCAGAGGAUCCCUAAUGGGAGAUGGGAUGAUCCAAAUUUUGACAAAUCAACCCCUUCCUUGCCUUGAUGAGCACUCCGCUGCCUGGCUGAAAUAGACCGACGGAAGGUUAGGAGGGAGCCAGGUGCGCUUUGGCAUGACCUCUUCGGACGUUCAAGUUAGAGUUCGAGAAAUGAAUGGAGAAAAGAACGGAGAAUAAUAGGAUAGAAAUAUUAGUUUUGCAGUUAAAUUGAGCAAACUAGUCCCUUGCCUCCCUUUUCGUUGAUAUCAACACCUUAUAUGCAGAAGAAGCUAAGGAGAAGAAGGGGCACUUGUCUUGUAUCGGCAAACUUUUUUUCUUCAUGUUAUGCCUUUAUUUCAAGCAGCUGUGUAAUUCUAGGGUUUGUAACUAAUGUAAUCGACGCUUCCUUUUUCUCAUUCGUAAAGGACGCCUUGUUUUCUACAUUUGUAACUG
Messenger RNA from Zingiber officinale, 2055 nucleotides. Its product is annotated as WUSCHEL-related homeobox 11-like. Bases 42 to 740 code for a protein of 232 amino acids. The transcript is spliced from 2 exons. Lineage: Eukaryota; Viridiplantae; Streptophyta; Magnoliopsida; Zingiberales; Zingiberaceae. Gene Ontology annotation, molecular function: DNA-binding transcription factor activity; DNA binding. Gene Ontology annotation, biological process: adventitious root development. The record is from RefSeq and is a predicted model, not a curated record.